AUGUUUGGUACCAAUAUUCUUUCCGGGUUGAUACUUAUGCCGCUAUCGCAAGCUGUCUCAUGGUUGCUUAUUUCGCAGCGGUCCAAAAAUUUGCUUCCGAACCUUUUCAAAAUUUCCAUUUUUUACUUCUUCUGGGCUUGUCAUAAUCGGUAUUUGAAGGGAAAUCCAAGUGAAUUGGGCCAGUACAGUAUGGGAUUCUUGGCUCUGACUGCAUUUUUGCGGACUCCUCCGAUGUGUAUGGCCGCUACAGUUGUUGUGAUGGGCCAUUUUUGUUGGCCCCUUUAUACUGCCUUCUCGCAGCCCCUGGAGGAGCUUGCCUUGGACGCCAAACUUUCCAAAAAGGUGGACGCCCUUCUGUGGGCCUGUGUUUUUCGAGCAUAUGUUCUAUCCAAUCUCGCUUUAUGGGGAACUGUACUGAGCAAAUUGGUGACCCUCUCAUCAAAAGGUGUUUUGGACGCACUGCCCAGUCGCUCCAGUUGCGGCUCCCAGGUACAAAUUAAUGUGAAGACACGCUCGUGCACAUGUUUUCUUUUCUCACUACCACUCCGAAAACUUGGAAACUCCGAGAAUGCCUACGCAACAUAA
Phaeodactylum tricornutum CCAP 1055/1 is the source of this 585-nucleotide messenger RNA. RefSeq lists its product with no specific name. The transcript has a single exon. Bases 1 to 585 code for a protein of 194 amino acids. The record is from RefSeq and is a predicted model, not a curated record. Lineage: Eukaryota; Bacillariophyta; Bacillariophyceae; Surirellales; Neidiaceae.